AUGGGGGUUCUGUACUCUCUGGGGCUCUUUGUGGUCCUGCUGCACCUGUCCACCUCUCACCUCCUGGGAGCCUUCAACAUCAAGUCGUUUGGGGACCAGAAGUCAUCCAACACAACUCUGAUGGACAUCAUCAGCACGAUUGUCCACCGCUAUGACAUCAUUCUAAUCCAGGAAGUCCGAGACAACGAUCUGUCAGCAACCAAAAAACUCAUGGAUCAUAUCAACAAAGGUUCCUCUCAGUUCAGUUAUGUUGUCAGUGAGCCUCUGGGUCGCAGAACCUACAAGGAAAGAUACCUCUUUGUCUACAGGAAGGAGAGAGUAUCUGUGGUGAAGAGUUACACUUAUGAUGACGGCUGUGAGCCCUGUGGGACAGACACCUUCAACAGAGAGCCGUUUGUCGUCAUGUUCUCCUCCAAAUAUUCUGCUGUGAGGAACUUCACCCUGAUCCCUCAGCACACCUCUCCAGACUACGCUGUGUGGGAGAUGGAUGCUCUGCAUGAUGUGGUGGCUGAUGUUCGUAACCGCUGGAACACCAAUGACGUUGUGCUGCUGGGAGACUUCAACGCAGGAUGCACCUAUGUGAUGGGCUCGGAGUGGGAACAGAUCCGACUCUUCACUGACAAGAGCUUCCACUGGCUGAUCCCAGAUGAUGCUGACAGCACAGUGUCUCACACUUCCUGCCCCUACGACAGGAUCGUCGUCACAACUGACAUGAUGAAAGGAGUGGUGCAAGGCAGCGCAGAAGUUUAUGACUUCAUGGCGGACCUUAACCUCAGCCUUAGUUUGGCGUUGGCUGUUAGUGACCAUUUCCCUGUGGAGGUGAAGCUGGUGGGUUCUGCUCCUGCUGCCUAA
Messenger RNA from Nematolebias whitei (Rio pearlfish), 852 nucleotides. RefSeq names its product deoxyribonuclease I (gene dnase1). Lineage: Eukaryota; Metazoa; Chordata; Actinopteri; Cyprinodontiformes; Rivulidae. Bases 1 to 852 code for a protein of 283 amino acids. Gene Ontology annotation, cellular component: nucleus. The record is from RefSeq and is a predicted model, not a curated record. The transcript has 8 exons. Gene Ontology annotation, biological process: DNA catabolic process. Gene Ontology annotation, molecular function: DNA nuclease activity.